Stegastes partitus (bicolor damselfish) is the source of this 2303-nucleotide messenger RNA. RefSeq names its product transmembrane protein 65 (gene tmem65). Lineage: Eukaryota; Metazoa; Chordata; Actinopteri; Pomacentridae. Gene Ontology annotation, cellular component: mitochondrion. The transcript is spliced from 7 exons. Gene Ontology annotation, biological process: regulation of cardiac conduction; cardiac ventricle development. Bases 318 to 1040 code for a protein of 240 amino acids. The record is from RefSeq and is a predicted model, not a curated record.
UCUUCAGCCUGAAGUUCAUGAGACUAACUCCUGACCGCCGAGUGUCAGAGGAUAAUGUUUGGGCGGCGGGCAGCGCGGACAGAGGGUCUGAACGACUGCUUCGAAACUAAUCCGAGUUUUAGAGAGACGCUCGUCAAAAGUCGUCGAUUCGUUUCCCACUGAAUCCAGCGAGGAGGACCGAGCGACGGACAACUUCUGCCCGAGCGCAGACGUUGGUGGAGCGGGCACGCGGAGACGGAGGUCUGGGCUAAGGAAAAAAAACAAAACCCUUAAGAAAAUUUAGCCUGAAGACUGGACUAGUUAUUUACUCCGCCACUAUGCUGAAGCUUUGCCUCCAGAGAGCUCUCCGGCCGGCUGUACACAAGUUACCCCCGCCGGCGGUGGUGGUGGUGGCGGCGGGAGCAGCGCCUCCGAGGCUGCCGGGGACGGGGCGACACACGCCGAGCUGCUGCAUGGGGACACACGGGAGGAACGAGCCGAGGGAGCCGCUCAACUCCCCCAAGAGGGCCAAAGAGUUCAUCUACCGGCUGCAGCCCAAGGAGAGGACGUGUUUACUGGCGGAGCUGCAGAGUUUCGAGUCCAUCGCCAUCGCUCAAGAGACACUGGAGCCCUCGCCGCCCACUGCAGCCCAGAUCAGAUACGUUCUAUUCCACAACGCAAUCCCGUUUGUUGGAUUUGGUUUUCUGGAUAAUGCCAUCAUGAUUGCGGCAGGAACUCAGAUUGAACUCUCCAUCGGAGUCACUCUGGGGAUCUCCACCAUGGCUGCUGCGGCUCUGGGGAACCUGGUUUCAGACUUGGCAGGUCUCGGUCUUGCAGGUUAUGUGGAGGCUCUGGCUUCCAGACUGGGGAUGCAGGUUCCAGAUCUGACGCCUAAACAGGUGGAUAUGUGGCAGACCAGGCUCAGCUCUCACAUGGGUAAAGCCAUUGGUGUGUCCAUCGGCUGCAUUUUGGGGAUGUUCCCGCUGUUCUUCCUGAGCGACGAUGAUGAGAAAGAGAAAGAAGCACAACCCUGCGGUGACACAGCGUCACACUCCUCAUAAUAAGCCACUACAUCUGCACCAUCACAUCGCAAACUGGAUACUGCUGAUUUUUAAUAAGUAUUUACAGUCGGGUGUUUCUCUGUCGUCCCGCUCAGGCAGUGUUCACUGUUUGUGUUUAUGUAGAGCUUUAAUUGGCUGCUGAUGAUGUCUAGUUCCAAAACCUUGAGCUCUUUUUAGCUUCUUUUGAAGCAGCAGGCGAUAGUAUCUUUAUAUCUGCUUCCUCAAGACGUGCCGUCUGUUGUUUUCAAUGUCAGGCAGCAAUGGGAGGUCUUACUUUGAUUUAAAUUCACGGUGAUGAAAGAUGAGCAUCGCAGGGAUUUAAUUAAUUCUGAUUCUGUCAUAGAUUCUUCGUAUCAGUCCCAUUCUUAACUGCUCUCUCCAUCAGUGAAAGGUUGUUGGUAUUUAAAAGACAACUGUGAUCCCGAGAUUCUCCUCAGUUAAAAACGUGAUCUUUAGGCAACAUGUUUCCUAUUUAAAUGUUUUUGUGCAACAUUUGGAUGUGUAGUGUAACAGAAGCACACACGGAUAAGAGUCAUCAAGUUAGCAGACUAAAUAAUGUCAUGAGAGAGAGAGACAGGAAAGAAGAAUGCUGGAAGGACCUGCAGGAAAGUGCCAUGAGCGGGACUCGAGCCCAUGACCUCUGUGUCAGGGACUACAGCCCCUGAACAUGGGAGCUAUCAUGGCGCUACAUUUAAAAAGAAACUUUAAAGAGACAGAAGCGAAAGCAUGUGUACAUAUUCCACUACACCUCAAAAAUGCAAUAAAUACAAAUAUAAAAUUAAACCAAAUAAACAAAUUGGUUGAGCUAACAUUCAGCUAACAUUUGUCACCAGAAGCAUUUGGUCGUAGCAGACCGAAUAAGGCUGCUGAGUGUGUUAAACUGAACAAGGGCAGGCUUUUAUUGCUGAUGAAAUCAACUUUUGAUAUGUAACAAGAAAGCUGUGUUAUUGCUGCUUUCAAGGUUGCAUCAUCUUACUUUACGCAGAGUUCCAACAGCAUCAAAUCAGUUUCAUGAACUAAGUUUCUGCACUAGACUUAGUACUGAAACCAAUAUUAGUCUAGUUAUUUGACUUUGAAUAACACAAAGUCAAAGACAAAGUCAAAUAUUUGCUGUCUAAAACACAACAUGUUUUAGACAGCAAAUAUUUAAGGUGCACAGAUCCAUUUUGCUGGAUCUGUACUGACUCCCUGUAUGGGCCAGAUGAGAGCCAGAAAUCAGCAUUUCCACCAUCAGCUCCAUUGACUUGGUCACAGCAGGAUGCA